AACCCCCAUCAAGCCUAUGUACCAACGAAAGAAAAAGAAAAAAAAAACCCUCUCGAGUCCGCCCCUCCUCCCCGAGCCGCCUCUCUCUCUCUCUCUCUCUCUCUCUCUCUCUCUCUCUACGGCGUCAAAGUGUAUAGUUAUUUUUUCUUCGCAUCUUUCCCUCCCUUAAAAAAUAAAAAAUACUGUCUCUCUCUCUUUCUCCUCUCCCACCUCGAAUUCCUCUAAUUUCCUAUUAUUUUGCUCUCAAUCUUCUCGCUAUCUCUCGAAUUCUGUCUUCGUUUUUGUCUUUGGAACUGGGGAAUGGACGGGGGAUCGGCGCCGUACAACCCGAAGACGGUGGAAGAGGUCUUCCGGGACUUCAAGGGCCGGAGGGCCGGGAUGGUCAAAGCCCUCACCACCGAUGUGGAGGAUUUCUACCAACAGUGCGACCCUGGCACCUCAAGACAUGGAAGAGAAAAGGAAAAUUUAUGCCUCUAUGGAUUUCCCAAUGAGCACUGGGAGGUUAAUUUGCCUGCGGAAGAGGUACCUCCGGAGCUCCCAGAGCCUGUCUUGGGCAUUAACUUUGCGAGGGAUGGAAUGCAAGAGAAAGAUUGGUUGUCUCUGGUCGCUGUACACAGUGAUGCGUGGUUACUUUCUGUUGCAUUUUAUUUUGGUGCUAGAUUUGGAUUUGAUAAAGCUGACAGGAAGCGCCUGUUUGGCUUGAUUAACGAACUGCCUACCAUAUACGAAGUUGUGAAUGGGAAGAGCAGAGUGAAAACAUCGGGUACCAACCACAGCAGCAAAAAAUCCAAGUCAAACUCUAAAGUGCAGCGCACAUCAGAGUCCCAGGCCAAGUAUCCAAAGGGGCAGCCAAAGGAAGAAGAUGAAGGUCUGGACGAGGAAGAUGAAGAGGAGCAUGGAGAGACCUUGUGUGGUGCAUGCGGGGAUAACAAUGGAUCAGAUGAGUUCUGGAUCUGCUGUGACAUAUGCGAACAGUGGUUUCAUGGCAAAUGCGUCAAGAUUACCCCUGCUAGAGCUGAGCACAUCAAGCAGUACAAGUGCCCAUCAUGCAGCAAUAAGAGAGCUCGCCCCUCCUGAGAGGUUUGCUGCAAGGUCCUCAUCCGUGCAUCUUGGUGGGGGCUGCACUCGAUGCCGAAUUUGCUGUUAGUUUAUAGGAAAAAGUGGUUCAUCUUGUAAACUAACUCGUGUUAGAAUCCUCUUUUUUAAUGCCGUGCACUCUUACAUUUAGAACACUUCUGCUGGAUGUAGAAUGAUCUAUCUUUAGCUGUCAUCAUAUUUAUCUGCUUUACCGUAGGUAUCAUCAUUCCCCAGUGGUUAAUGGAUGCUGUUUUCUUUUGUCGAUUUUUCUUAUAAGAAGACUGUUCCCAUUCUUAUGGUU
Molecule: messenger RNA, 1378 nt
Organism: Phoenix dactylifera (date palm)
Lineage: Eukaryota; Viridiplantae; Streptophyta; Magnoliopsida; Arecales; Arecaceae
Product: PHD finger protein ALFIN-LIKE 3-like
Biological process (GO): regulation of DNA-templated transcription
Cellular component (GO): nucleus
Molecular function (GO): transcription cis-regulatory region binding; histone binding; transcription coregulator activity
Source: RefSeq, a predicted model, not a curated record